AACCGCAGGGACAUUGGGAAGGACAAGCAAAGGUGACUUUCUCUGCUUUAACACACGCACAUAGAGAGGACAGGAAACGCCCAAGGAGCCUCAGCAGAAGUUUUGAUGGGAAUACAGACUCUUUGCACUCCUUUCUGUCUCUGAUGUCCGUUUUUUUGAGGCCUUUUCUUUGUUUGAAGUGAAUUUAAUCUUUGAAAUUGGUCACUAUGUCCGGAGCCACCAGUGACCAGCUGCACAGAUCAACUUUAACUGUCUAUGCGAACCUGAUGGAGCAGUUCAACCCUGGCCUCCAGAAGCUUGUUGCUCUAGGAAGCAGCUACAUCAAAGCUUUCCAAGCUUUAGCUGUUUGCAGUGAGGCCUACUUCAGUGCUGUGGCAAAAAUGGGUGAUCAGGCUCUUCACACACUUUCAUCUCGCUCUCUUGGGGAUGUCCUGAUCCAGAUAUCAGAAACACAGCGGAGACUCACGGCAGAGAUGGAGGGAGUGUUUCGAUGGUUCCAGGUCGAGGUGCUGCAGGCCAUGGACAAGAAUGUCAAGUUGGAUGAGGAGUACAUUGAUGGGAGUCGCAGAGUGUACGAGCUGGAGGUGAGGAACCAGGCAGAGUCUUUGGAGAAACAGCUCAGACGAGGAGCCUACAGGGAUUCUCUGGAGAACAGUGAAUACAUGUUGUACCUGAGACAGAGCCAGCAGGAGAUCCUCAAGGAGGAGGAGAGAAGGUAUCGCUUCCUUGCAGAGAAACACUGUGGUCUUACUCAGUCACUUCUCUUCCUUAUAAACAAGACUGGUGCGUCUCUCCAGCAAAAGGCCGAUGGAUGGAAGGAGAGAGUGAACGACACCCGGGGGUCUAGACCUCGAACUCCCACCCACUUGGACCAAGAGGUACAGCUGAGGGGUUCAGUGAGCUCCCUGCUACAGACUGUGGCCAGGGAUGAAGAUAUGUCCUGGGCCAGGAGGGAGCAGCAGGCGCUGGGCAGAGUGCCCUCUAGAGCACCAUCUCCCAUCCCAAGCCGCUCUCGCUCCAGCUCCGUUGGGGAAUCUUUGGGUCUGGGUGGAGGCAGAGCUAUGAGGGCCCUGGUGGCUCACCCCUCCUCAUCCAACCCAAAGCUUCUACCUUUCAACAGAGGGGAGACGAUCACCGUACUGGUCCAGGAGCCACGCAACGGCUGGCUGUACGGACGCACAGACAGCAGCCUGCGUCAGGGCUGGUUCCCGGCUGCUUAUGUGGCCCCUAUCGAAGACUUCUCCAGCAAUUUAUUGACAAGUGGUGGAUCUAUAAGAAGCCACAGUAUGAACAACCUGGUGGACACUGACCAAUCAGAGAGCAAGAGCUACGGAGAUGUCCCACCUCCAGCCACACCCAACCGCAGAGCGUCCGUAGACGUCCGGACAUCCAUAGAUGUCCGGGCGAUCUCUCCUCUCCCUGAGAAGAAGCUGGAGCUUUCCUUGGAGGCAAAGUCAGGUCAGACAAAAACCUACAGUGAACACCCGCCUCCGCCUCCUCCACCGCCGCCUCCUCCACCUCCGAGCCAGAAUAUAAGAAGGAGCUCUGUGGAUUUUAGACCAAUCUCACCCCUUCCAGAAAGGAAGGGUGAGUCAUCUGAUGUCCAGACACUAUCACCCCCCGGGCAACCUGAAAACCCACUGUUCCCCAGAGGCACAAACCCUUUCGCCACUGUGAAGCUGCGUCCCACCACGACCAAUGACAGAUCUUCUCCUCGGGUCCUCUGAUCCGUCAGCGCUCGUGCAGGCAUGGUUACCAAGUGAGGCUGCCAGAUCAGGGUGUGGAGUGCUCUCCUGAGUUUCGGGAGGGAACAUAAUGACAUCUUGGAAAUGUGACGGCUUUUGUUGAGCCCGAGGGUAGCGGAGGGUUAACUCAUGUUUGUACAGUUCUAGUUUUACACAGAAGUGAUGCUGUAGUUUAUUAUUCAGCAUCCACAUCCUAAGCUUUUAGAAGAGUUAUCAAUUCUUUGUACAGUAUUUAAGGUUUUAUAUAGAUAGCUCUGUUUUUUGUCAUACCUAAAAUAUUAAAGGAACAGUUUGAGAUUUUAAAGAACAUUAAUACCACUCACAUAUCUGAAACCAACUAGACUGAGUCAAAGGGAAACCAUCCAAACCAGCACCUUGUUUUACUCUGGACACAGCUGGGCUUUCAUGCCUUGUUUCUAGCAUUUAAUGCUAAGCUACCUGGUUGAGGGCUCCAGAAUUAUGUCCACCAUAAACAAAUGUACUUGGACGUGAGGACUCUAAAUCUAGGCAAGAAAGACGAUAUGACAAUAGAUAAUAGACAACAAAAUAGAUGUAUUUCCCACUGAAGCUGCACUGUAAACCCAAACAGUACUUCUAACUCAUAGCCAUUAAGAGUACAGCACUCGAAACUAGCUAUUAAUUAUUCUGUUAUCUGAACGAUUAAUGUUGUUUUAGUUAUAUGUGGAUCCAUUUUAUUGAGUUAAUAUCCGUCCAAAUAACAACUUUUGAGUGCACAGAGGGACGCUGUGUAUAAAGUCAUCAAUGUCACCCCCUAAAUCUUCACACACUUGAAAAACCACAAUGGCUGUGCUUCUUGAAGCGGCAAAACUAAACUACACAAGGAUUCAGAACUACAAAAUAAGACAGGACACACAAGACUAAACUAAGAAAGCACAACAAGAGACAUGGAUCACUAAACACUCAAGGGAGACAAAGGAUGACUAAUACAGAAUAAACAUGGGGAGGAGCCAAGGCGUGCUGCACAGUGGUACGGUGGGUAGUGCUGUGGCCUCACAAUGUGAAGGUUCCUGGUUCAAGUCCCCGGUUGGGCAAGUGCCCUUCUGUGUGGAGUUACCCUGUUCUGUCUGGGCACUCUGUGACCCCAAGAUGGCAUAAGAAGUCAAGAUAGUGGAUGGAUGAAAC
Notolabrus celidotus (New Zealand spotty) is the source of this 2888-nucleotide messenger RNA. It is a transcript of the gene baiap2l2b, whose product is annotated as BAR/IMD domain containing adaptor protein 2 like 2b. The record is from RefSeq and is a predicted model, not a curated record. Bases 207 to 1727 code for a protein of 506 amino acids. Gene Ontology annotation, biological process: plasma membrane organization; actin crosslink formation; positive regulation of actin filament polymerization. Lineage: Eukaryota; Metazoa; Chordata; Actinopteri; Labriformes; Labridae. Gene Ontology annotation, cellular component: nucleoplasm; cytosol. Gene Ontology annotation, molecular function: protein binding. The transcript is spliced from 14 exons.